AUGUAUCCAUUGCCCUCUGCACUGUGGGAAGAUGGGCAAAGGUUACUCAAGUACUUUUACGCUCUCACUGUCGAGGGAAGUCGGUUCCCUGAAGACAGCUUUUCUAAGCGACUCAUAAAUGAACAGCUGGAGCUCAAGCUUUCGCCCAAAGAAAUUGCAAGCCUGACUGGCAACCUGAUCGGCGGCGGCGUGGACACGACCACUACAACGAUCCUGGUCUUCAUCUUCGCCAUGUGCGCCUUCCCACGCGUUCAGCACAAGGCCCAGGAGGAGAUUGACCGUGUGCUUGCUGGUGAGCCACGCCCACCAAGAUGGGAAGAUGAAGAGUCUCUUCCAUACUGCCGUGCUCUUCUGACUGAGAUCUUCCGAUGGCGCUCUGCCAUCGCGCUCGGCGGUCCGCCACAUGCACCCACCCAGGACGAUAUAUACAACGGCAUGCUGAUUCCUGCCGGUACCACCAUCAUCGGCAACCUGUGGGCGAUACACCGCAACCCACGCGAUUACCCAAACCCAGAUGAAGUGAGGCCUGAGAGGUUUCUAGAUGAGGCUCAGAGGCGGCCGAACCCUAGCAAGAGGGGCAUCUUCACCUUUGGCUGGGGGAGGCGCGUUUGUAGUGGACAGCCGCUUGCUGAGCAAGGCGUAUGGUUCACUAUGGUGGAGCUGCUUUGGGCAUUCCGGAUGCGAUCCGUUGACGACCAGGGAAACGACAAAAAGUUAGACAUAUUUGCGUUUAACAAUAGCCCAGCGCCUCGCCCGCUGCCCUUCAACGUUGAGUUCACCCCUCGUUCUGAGAAGAUCGAGGAGUUAAUCAGGCAAGAAGCAUCAAGGGCGGAGCUGGAGUUGAGGAAAUAUGAUAUCGCCAGCAAGGUCACUCUCGAUAACAACUAG
Colletotrichum chrysophilum is the source of this 888-nucleotide messenger RNA. RefSeq lists its product as uncharacterized. The record is from RefSeq and is a predicted model, not a curated record. Gene Ontology annotation, molecular function: heme binding; iron ion binding; monooxygenase activity. NCBI's taxonomy places the organism in Eukaryota, Fungi, Ascomycota, Sordariomycetes, Glomerellales, Glomerellaceae. Bases 1 to 888 code for a protein of 295 amino acids. The transcript has 2 exons.